CGACCGUUGAUUGACUGAAGGAGGUCCAGUAACACCAGGGGGUGACCGGUCCUUCUCCCGCAGAGCCCACUAUUGGUUUGUCGUGUCACUCUUUCGCUUACAGUCAGGGCAGACCCGUUCGUUGUGUUUGGGAGGUCUUCUGACGAAGGCGCAAUCUGAGCUGCCGAGGAAGGUGCUUGUUUCUGGAUCGGAAUCGCUCUCUUAAUUCUUUUUUGUUUCUCGUCUUCUUUAAUAAUUGUUUCCUCGUCAUCACAACCUUGCCCACACAACACUCCCUCACCUUUUUUCCUCUCCCCAGAUUCUCUUCGCCGUCUCUCAUUUACUCUUUUUGGUGGCUUUGUUUACCUACCUUACAUUGGGCCUUGGACAGACAGGAUACUGCGCGCCCUUUCGCAAACCGUCGCCAACAGUUCCCCCCUUUUUUUUGACCAUUUUUUCUUGGUGAAUAAAAAGACUACUUGAAUUACGGCUUUCUCUUAAUUUUUGGUGACAACCAAUUGGAUUGUUUGUCCAGAAAAUCGCAAUGCUUGUCAAGUCUAGCCUCCUCGCCCUUGGGGCAGCGUCCAUUGCUGCUGCCGUGAAGCCUGUCUCCUUCAAAGACAACCACUUUGUGCACCCGGACAAUGGCAACCGCUUCCAGAUCGUCGGUGUCGCAUACCAGCCUGGUGGUUCUGCUGGUUACAAGCCCGAAUCUGGAAUUGACCCUCUAAGCAACGCCGAUGUCUGCUUGCGUGAUGCCGCCCUCAUCCAAAGUCUGGGCGCCAACGCCAUCCGAGUUUACAACCUGAACCCCAACCUGAAUCACGACGAAUGCGCAAGUAUCUUCAACGCUGCUGGCAUUUAUAUGAUUCUCGACGUCAAUUCUCCCCUUGUCGGCGAAUCCAUCACGAGCCACAACCCUUGGGAGUCAUACUACGGCUCAUACGUCAACCGCACGUUUGCCGUUGUCGAGGCUUUCAAAUCUUACCCCAACACUCUUGCUUUCUUCUCGGGCAACGAGGUCAUCUCUAAUGUCGACACUGGAGCCACGGUCCCCCCCUACAUUCGUGCUGUGACGCGCGAUCUGAAGAACUACAUUGCUAAGCACAGCAAUCGGUCCAUCCCAGUGGGCUACUCGGCCGCCGAUGUUCGCUCCGUCCUCUUCGACAGCUUCAACUAUUUUCAAUGCGCCAUCGAUGGCAAGUCGGACGACAUGAGCAAGGCCGACCUGUUCGCUCUGAACAGCUACUCCUGGUGCGGUAACAGCAGUUUUACCACGAGUGGUUACGACCAGCUUGUCGCUGGCUUCAAGGGCACUUCGGUUCCCGUCUUCUUUUCCGAGUACGGCUGCAACACUCCCGCUCCCCGUGUCUUCACGGAGGUUGGCACGAUAUACGGCGACCAGAUGAACACUGUUUUCAGCGGUGCCGUCGUCUACGAGUACGUCCAGGAGUCCAACAACUUUGGACUGGUCGAAAUCAACAGCGAUGGCUCCGUCACGGUUCUCGAUGACUACUUCACUCUGAAGAACCAGAUCGCCAAGCUUGAUUUCAACAAAGUUGAGGGUGUCGCUGUCUCUGCUGCUCAGAACGCUACUCCACCUAAGUGUGACGCUAGCCUGAUCACGGAGAAGGGCUUCAACAACAACUUUACGCUGCCCGUACCUCCCCCUGGAGUGCCCGACAUGCUUCAAAAUGGUAUCAAGUCCGCUCCGGUUGGCAAGCUGGUCGACAUCAAGUCGUGGAAGGUUACUCAGUCGGUCAAGACCAAGGCUGGCAAGAGCAUUGACGGCCUCGAAGUGAAGCAGCUCAGCAACAACGCCAUUAACCAGCCUGGGUCUAACAGCGGGGCUGGAUCUGGCUCGAACACCAGCUCGGGUGCCUCGGGCAACGCGUCGUCUUCACCUGACAGCAAGGAUGCCGCGGGCAAUGUUCGGGUUGGCUAUGCGACGGUGCUUGCGUCUGCCGCGGUGGCCGCAGCAUGUGCCGUCUUUGUAUUCUAGACCAAGAAAAGACAAAAUCAACAGUCUGUCGUGUAGCAUUUAUUUACCGAAACAGCAUUCGAGAUGGUCGGGAUCAGUUAUUCGGGAUACAGCGAGGAUAUCUCACUAUAGGGAAUGGCUUGUUAUUUAAUAUGCAGGCACUCACUGCACGGGACAUUGUUUUAGACCUCACAUUGCUUGGGUGUUUUUCAUUGGUUUUUUUAAAUUUCUUUUGUCUUUAUUCAGUGAUGGUGCUUAUGAAAACCGCAUCCAAUACACUUGAACGUACAUAAUAUUCCAACAAAGCAGUUUGAAUGAUUGGUAAAGAUGACGAAACUGGAUAUAUUUGAGUCACUCUGGCGCAAGUAACAAUGUUCGGUUUCAUGAUCGAGUCAUUUCCCCAGCUUUCACCAUACAGGGGCUAGAUACCACUUGUGAUCAGUUGACAUAGUUGUCAAACUAAGUGACGACAUAAUCACUUUUCCGGAUCCAGG
Molecule: messenger RNA, 2454 nt
Organism: Pyricularia grisea
Lineage: Eukaryota; Fungi; Ascomycota; Sordariomycetes; Magnaporthales; Pyriculariaceae
Exons: 4
Coding region: 524-1981 (485 amino acids)
Biological process (GO): fungal-type cell wall (1->3)-beta-D-glucan biosynthetic process
Cellular component (GO): fungal-type cell wall; cytoplasm
Molecular function (GO): 1,3-beta-glucanosyltransferase activity
Source: RefSeq, a predicted model, not a curated record